Linum trigynum is the source of this 3739-nucleotide messenger RNA. The record is from the annotation of a GenBank genome assembly. NCBI's taxonomy places the organism in Eukaryota, Viridiplantae, Streptophyta, Magnoliopsida, Malpighiales, Linaceae.
AAAUCUAAACACAAUAAACUAAUUAGCUACAACAAAACACAAUCACUUAAUUAAACUAAUUGUGCUUCAAUUGACUCUACAAAAUUAAAUUAAAUGCAAUAAUUUAAUUAAAUCUAAAAAAUAACGAUAUUUCUAUGAUAAGAAAAUUAAUUAAAUAUAAAUUAUUAAACCAAAUUACUCUACGAAUUAAAUCUAAACACAAUAAACUAAUUAGCGCCACAACAAAACACAAUCGCUUAAUUCAAACUACAUACUAAAUUAGUUGUGUAAAAUAAAAAUAAAAGCAAUAAGUGAAAUCUAAAUUAUUAUCUCUAGAAUUAAUAAUAACAUAAUAUAUAUCAAAAUAAAAAUAAAAUAAAAAACACUACCGGCGUUGGUCGACGUCCGCUCGUCGGGGUCGGACAGGGUCCGCCUGAGCCGGUCGGACGGGGCAAAAUACAAGAGUUUUACCUCAUUCGUUGGCCCGACGAUGUGGUACGGCUGCCAUCCGGUUGCCGGCGACUUAUGCUGACGGUGGUCAAGUAGCCGGCGACUUAGGCUGUCGUCCAGUGGCCUUGACUCCGACUAUGGUGAUUGUGGGUUGGUCGUCGGGUGGUGGUGUGGGUAGUUUAAAAAAUCAAACCAAAGAAUAGAAUAUAAAGAAAUUUUGGAGGGCCAAAAUGUCUUUUAGUUUAAUUACGGGCGGCAAAUAGUAAUGACACGGGCGGCAAAUAACACACCUCUUUUUUUUUAGAGUUAGUAUUCUUCGUCCUAAAUAUUUGAAUUUAUCGCCAUAUAAUAUAUUAAACUAUUUUAAUAUCCUUGAUUUAAUCUUAUGGUUAAGAAAGCCCAAAAUAAUGAUUGCUAAAAACAUACUCAAAGCUACAUAGGAAGGAAGUGGGUUUUCUAGAGAGAGGCUUGAGAGAGAGAAAAGCUCUCCCCUCUCUCCUCUUUUCCCCCUCUUUUCUUUUAGCCGUUGUUUUGUCUUUUCUGGGUUUUGAAUGGAGCCUCUAAGAGGGGCCACUGUUCCCGACCCAAAACCUCCAGAUUCAUCACCGACGGCGACUCCGAUUCAACCUAGCAAGAAGGCAAAUGCCUUCUAGAGCACUGGAUUCUCUGGAGAAGGAAGCAUGGAUUUUGCGGUGGUCACAGCACGAGCGGAGGACGGACAUGCAUGUGAAGAUGAAGGUAAUGAAAACGUUGCCGCCUCUGCAUCUGAAUUGCGACCAGGAGACAACGAAGAACAUGGUAUGAUAGGGGAGGAUGGAGGACGAAUCAUCCUUUCUGGGGAGGGGCUCACUUUUCCUAUAAAGAUUCAGUCAUUGGCAAUCGACCAUGCUUUGACCCCUCUACAGGGAAGAGCUGAUGUCUGAUGAGUGAGACAACGAAGAAGGAGAAGAUGAUCCGGAGUGUCCCAUCAUCCGAGUCAAGAAGAGAACUAAUGCCAGAAUCCCGAGCCGCUGUAAUCAAGCUAUUACCUUUCGCGUCUUAGGGAAGCACUUCCCCUUUGCCUAUGUCCAUAGGCGUGUUCAAAGAAUGUGGGCUAAGACAGGGGGAGUGAAGGUUGGGGAUAUUGGCAAUGGAUACUGUCAGGUGGUGUUUGAUUCACAAUUAGAUCAUGUCAGGGCACUUUACGGCGGGCCCUGGACUAUAGACGACCAUUACAUCGUCUCCGAACCAUGGAGGCUAGAUUUCGAUCCUGAUUAUGAUUCAAUUAACCACAUCUCAGCCUGGGUUAGACUCCCCCGACUUCCACUGGCAUACUUUGAUGAGGAGAUCCUCGUUGAUAUUGGGAACAGGCUGGGGAAAGUGCAUAAAAUUGAUUACAACACGGCUAACGGCUUUAGAGGAAACUACGCCUGGAUUUGUGUUGAGAUCGACUUGAGGAAAAAAAUGGUCUCUAAGUACCGAUUGAAGAGAAGGUUCCGUAGGGUUGAGUAUCAAGGAUUACAUGUUGUUUGUUUUUUGUGGGCUAUAUGGCAACCUUGAGGAGAAUUGCCCCACCAAAGCAGCUUCAGGGUGCCCGGAGGGUGAAUAGAGUACGACCUCCACACUAAAGGAGCAACAAACACAGCAAGUCAAGCCUGAAAUCCUUGAAGAUUUUGGCCCUUGAAUGGUAGCGGCAAGACCAAAAAGAAAUACGAACCAGAGGAAGAGUAUUGUUAAUGAAGGAGCCUCCAAGAAGAUCAACACUGCGGAACAAAAGAAGGACAAUGGAUCUCGGCUUAGUGUGCUGGUUGUCAAGGAAUGAGAGAUUGAGACAAAGGAGCGUAUGGAUUUUGAAUUAACGGUUACUAGUCCCAGGAGAGGGGAUAAGCAAGUUGAGGAAGCUAAUAAUGACCACCAGAUGAAAGGGGAGAGUGGAAUCUGCAGGGACGGUACAGAAGAGAACAAAGAGACAUGUGGAACAUAAGACCAAGGUAAGAACAAGGAGGAGAAAGUGGGAAAGGGAAACUGUGAUAGGAAGGCUCCCUAGAAAAUCUGGCCAGAGGCUGUUAAACAGAGGAAAGUCCCAGCAACAACAAAAUUGGCUGACCCUAAACCUCAGGCAUUGAAGGAUGGCAAGAAAUCAUAGAAGGAGAAGGAAGAGUCAUUAUCUCAAUUUGCAAGUCAAGCUAAGUCUAAGAGUGAUGGAAAGAGGCCCAGUAGUUCCAGGAAACCAGGAAGCGAAAAGGGCUCUUCCAAAGACUCCAAGCCAGGACACCAGUCGAAGAUGAGAACGCCAACUGCCUCAUCUACAAGCUCAUGUCUAGGAUUGGAUAUCACCACCUCUCUUGGCAAAGGGAUCAUCAUAGACAGAAAUAUUGAUUUCUCCCUGGACCAGGGUAUUGACACCAAGGUGCCAAAAAAUGCAAAACCUUCCUCAGCUGAUCUAAUGGAGUGUGCUGCUGGAGAGGUGGAGGCGGCCAAGGCCGCUGUCCCUCGUUAACUUUCAGCCUUUGAGUUGUUCAUGGAAGUUGCUAAUCAUUUGUCUUAUGGUUAAUAUCUUCUCCUGGAAUUGCAGGGGUGCUUAGCACUCCAAGUUUCUUCCUAGCUUUAAGCUCUUUAAGGAUAAUUAUAACCCUGACAUUGUGUGUAUUCUGAAACCCAAAAUCAGUGGGGAAGACGCUAUAGAAUGUGAUCAAGUCUCUUGGAUUUGAUACUUGGGCAAACUCAGAUGCAGUUGGUUACAGCGGAGGGAUAUGGGUCCUCUGGAAUAGCUCUAACCUUAUGAUGACUGACAUUAACAUGAAUUGCUCUAUUGUGGGAUGCUGUGAGAAGAAUUGAGAGAGAACUACCGUUUUACCUUGGAUUCUCACAGGAGAUUUCAACUCCAUCUCUAGACCUUGUGAGAAACAAGGAGGAGCUCCUUUCAACCAUGCCAAAGUUCAAGCCUUCAACGAUUGUGUUGAUGAUUGUGGCCUUAUCGACAUUGGCUUCACUAGGCCUAAGUUCACAUGGUUCACCAAACACUCAAGAAUCAUAGAGAGGUUGGAUCGCAACAUUUGUAAUUUGAGCUGGCAACAUAAGUUCCCUGGAACCACUACAAUCCAUCUGCCCAAGAUCAAGUCAGAUCAUAGGCCGAUACUGACAUGUACUCUCCUCCCUCAACCUAUUAAGCAGAAGCUGGAAAGAAGAUUCCAUUUCCUUGUUUCCUGGUUGGCUCAUGAGAAGUUUCCUGACUUCUUGAGGAGCACUUGGAAAAGUGGAGAGAUUUUCCAGUGGCCUUGAAGUGUCUUUCGGCUGAGCUGCAGAAAUGGAACAAAGAUGUCUAUGGAAA